AUGAGCAGCCCGGGCGGAACGGGUUGGCUCGGUAAGAUGGGAGGAGCCACCAGACCCCCUCCCGCCGGCGGCGCGCCGGGCGCGGGCGUAGAGCCCCCCACGCCCGAGACCCAGAAGCGCGUGGAUGCCGCCAAGGCGUACAUCGAGAACCUCUACCGCAACCAGCAGAGGUCCUUACAGCAGCGCAUGGAGCGACGCGCGGCGGUCGCCGGAGACGAGGAGCUACCCGUGGAAGCCAAGCAGGAGCUCCUGCAGGAGCUGGACGAGCAGGAGCGCAAGUACACCCGGUUGAAGCGCGCCAAGCUCACCGCGGAUGACUUUGAGCCGCUCACCAUCAUCGGCCGCGGCGCUUUCGGCGAGGUGCGGCUCGUGCGCGACAGGUCGAACGGGCAGAUCUACGCCAUGAAGAAGCUCAAAAAGACGGAGAUGGUCCGCCGCGGUCAGGUGGACCACGUCAAGGCUGAGCGUAACCUCCUGGCGGAAGUUCACGACGAGGCGGUGGUGAAGCUCUACUACUCGUUCCAGGACGACGAGUUUCUCUACCUGGUGAUGGAGUACCUUCCGGGUGGGGACAUGAUGACGCUGCUGAUGCGGAGGGAUACCCUGACGGAGGACGAGACGAGGUUCUACAUCGCGCAGACGGUGCUGGCGCUGGAAACUGUCCACUCGGCCAACUUUAUCCACCGAGACAUCAAACCCGACAACCUCCUGCUGGACAAGGACGGGCACAUGAAACUGAGCGACUUUGGCCUGUGUAAACCUGUGGACCAGAGACUUCUGGACACGCUUCCGGAGAUUGCCGAGGAGGACGGCACCCCGACCCCGGAGAACGAGGAGGCGGAGGGUACCGUCGCGGACCCGGCGCGGCGGCAGGCGCAGCUCCGGCACUGGCACGAGAACCGAAGGAGGCUCGCGUACAGCACCGUGGGCACGCCCGAUUACAUAGCGCCGGAGGUGCUGCUGAAGAAAGGGUACGGGCUCGAGUGCGACUGGUGGAGCGUGGGCGCCAUCAUGUACGAGAUGCUGGUGGGAUAUCCCCCGUUUUACAGCGACGAGCCGAUGACCACCUGCCGGAAAAUUGUGCACUGGCGGCACCACCUCCGUUUUCCCGCCGAGGUGACCCUCUCUCCCGAGGCCAGAGACCUCAUCGAGCGUCUUCUGUGCGACGUGAACCAGAGGCUGGGCACCGCGGGCGUGUCCGAGAUCAAAUCGCACCCGUUCUUCUACGGAAUUCAGUGGGAUAAGUUGUACGCCAUGCACGCACCGUAUCAGCCCGAGGUGAACGGCGAGCUCGACACGCAAAACUUUGAGCAAUUCGACGAGGACGACGCCUUCGCGAAGAAGCAGAGGGCGAACGCCGCCGCGAGCAGGAAGGACCUGGACUUUAUCGGGUACACGUACAAAAACUUCGAGGUUGUGGGCGAGGAGGUGCAGAAGAAGAAGAGCAAGGCUAAGCCCAGUUUGGCGUCCAUCUUCCCGGGCGCGGUGACGCCCGAGCCCAAGCCCGCGGCGGAGAGCGAGUCGUCCACGCCGUAUCACACUGCGCAGUUUCACGGGUUGGCGGAGGAAAGUGAGGAGGAGGAGGAGGCGGCGGCGGCGGCGGCGGCGGCCGUCGGUCGCAUGUCCGUCGCCGACCCGUGA
This is a messenger RNA of Micromonas commoda, 1641 nucleotides long. RefSeq lists its product with no specific name. The record is from RefSeq and is a predicted model, not a curated record. Bases 1 to 1641 code for a protein of 546 amino acids. Lineage: Eukaryota; Viridiplantae; Chlorophyta; Mamiellophyceae; Mamiellales; Mamiellaceae. Gene Ontology annotation, biological process: intracellular signal transduction; peptidyl-serine phosphorylation. The transcript has a single exon. Gene Ontology annotation, molecular function: ATP binding; protein serine/threonine kinase activity.